Molecule: messenger RNA, 1241 nt
Organism: Hevea brasiliensis (rubber tree)
Lineage: Eukaryota; Viridiplantae; Streptophyta; Magnoliopsida; Malpighiales; Euphorbiaceae
Product: transcription factor bHLH36-like
Exons: 3
Coding region: 168-920 (250 amino acids)
Biological process (GO): regulation of transcription by RNA polymerase II
Cellular component (GO): RNA polymerase II transcription regulator complex
Molecular function (GO): protein dimerization activity; RNA polymerase II transcription regulatory region sequence-specific DNA binding; DNA-binding transcription factor activity, RNA polymerase II-specific
Source: RefSeq, a predicted model, not a curated record
AUCCAUCUUAGACGGUCAGACAAUGGAAUCUUGGCCUUGUUGGCCUCCAUCCUUUAUCUCAAACCCUAACAAACGCAUCCAUUCUUUGUCCCAACCCAAUUUACUCUCUUGUAUGGGGGCAGAAAAAGAAACGCCCAAAUAAUUGCAUACACCUCUUCAGUGCCGCCAUGUUUCCCUCACACCAAAACAACGAACUGUCCUUCGAGAUUUCUUCUACUCCGUACCAGGAAAACACAAUUCCACAAGAUCUGAUCCUCAGUCUGCAGGGUCAUUCUACAGUGGAUGGCAUUGACCCAAGCAAGAAGAAUAAAAAUGGAAAAGACCAGCAGCGAAACCCAUGUUUUAGUCACAAGAAAGAUGAGAACUCUGCUGAAAGUAGUACCAAGAGGACCAUGCAUAGAGAGAUUGAGAGACGAAGAAGGCAAGAUAUGGCCACCCUUUACACUUCUCUUAGAAAUCUGCUACCUCUUGAAUAUAUCAAGGGAAAGCGUGCAAUAUCAGAUCACAUCCACCAAACAGUGAAAUAUAUAAAAGACCUGCAAAAGAAGAUUAAAGAACUUAGUGUCCACCGAGAUGAGAUGAAAAACCUAUCCAGUUUGAGGGUUCUUGGCCAUGAGGCUGAGGUUGAGAGGUUAAAUAGCUUUGCACCAACUUCUGUAGUGGUACGCUCAUCUUUUGUUGGGGUUGAGGUCGUGAUCAAUAGUGGCUUUGGGAAGCAAGUUUUGCAUAUUUCAAGAGUACUGCAAUUGCUACUUGAAGAAGGGCUAUCUGUCGUUAGUUGUAUUUCCACCAAAGUAAAUCAAAGAGUUAUCCAUACCAUUCAAUCUGAGGUGAGCUACAUGACAUGCAUUGAUAUAUCUGAGCUGCAAAAUAAACUAAUUGAAGCAAUUCCUUCAACAAGUACUGAAAAUUCCAAUUAAUAAACAAUAUAUCCAUACAUGUUCAUUAGGAAUUAAAUCCUCCAGCACAAAGGGCAUCAUCUGAUUAAUUUUCAUUUCAUGAAAGCUUGAGGUUGGUUCUGUUCAUUUUUGUAUGAAUAUAAAAAUAUUGCACCCAAUCUGUUUGUGAGAUACUGAUUAGCUGGACUGCGACAAUAUUUAGUAUAACAUCUUCAGACAGAAGAUAUAGAAAUAGUGCCAUCUAUUGCACGACCGCAGGAGAUGGUGAUCCUUAAGGGCAUGGUUUCCAUGUUCCCCACACCUGCUUCUGAUAUAUGGAUUAAUUAAUCGAGUAUAAACUCA